AUGGAGGUUGACCGGGUGUAUUUCGGGCAGGUGAACAACAACGGCGUGAUCUCCUUCGGCACCCGCGUCAACCAGUACAACCCCGACCCCUUCCCAUUGGCCGACGGGCGCCCCUUCGUUGCCCCGUACUGGGCGGACGUCAACAACGUCCUAGGAGGGGACGUCUUCUACCGAGAGACCACCGACCCGGCGCUGCUGACCCGCAUCACCAGGGACAUCAACCAAUACUUCCCCCAGACCUCCUUCACCGCCACCUGGGCUUUUGUGGCCACCUGGGACCACGUGGCCUACUACGGCUCUACCUCCACCAAGGGGAACACCUUCCAAGCCGCCCUCACCACCGACACCAAGACGUCCUUCAUCGUCCUCAACUACGGGGACAUCCAAUGGACCACGGGGGAGGCAAGCGGAGGUGACCCCGAAACCGGUCUCGGUGGCACCCCGGCCCAU
Molecule: messenger RNA, 450 nt
Organism: Mesitornis unicolor (brown roatelo)
Lineage: Eukaryota; Metazoa; Chordata; Aves; Mesitornithiformes; Mesitornithidae
Product: alpha-tectorin-like
Exons: 2
Biological process (GO): cell-matrix adhesion
Source: RefSeq, a predicted model, not a curated record